AUGCAUUGCGGUAAUAACGAGUUGGGAACCGCGCAGCGUACGUGCGGAAUCUCGGCGGCAGACGUCAUGAAGAACGUUGGGUGCAACGGUUUGUGCUGUUUCGGUGCAGUGACAGCCGUGGUGCUGGCCGGCGUGCUGCCGGCGCUCCUCCUGCCCGGUGACGAUGACCAGCCCGACGACGGCGAGCGCGGGGUCAGUCGCCGACAGGACAGGAGCCGUCGGAUCAACCGCUUCCUGAGCUUCGCGGUCGGCAGCCUGCUGGGUGACGUGUUCCUGCACCUUCUGCCGGAGCUGUGGCAGCAGAACCGGUCGAACCAACUGGUCAACGGCUUGGCCAUCAUGGUCGGCCUGCUGCUGUGCGUGCUGUUGGAGAAUGGCCGGUUCGGUAUGCUGACCACGUUCGCCAUUCUGGUGCACGAGAUACCGCACGAGAUCGGGGACUUCGCCAUUUUGUUACGCGCUGAUUUCAGCCGAUGGUCGGCGAUCAAAGCGCAGCUUUUCACUGCCGUUGGCGCCUUCGUGGGCGCCGCCUGGGCGCUGGUCGCUUCAGUGGUCGAUGUACACCUGCACAUCAGCAUCAUCCUGCCGGUAGCAGCCGGAGGAUUCCUGAAUAUCGCCUUAGUGCAGAUCCUGCCCGAUCUGCUCAAAGAGUCGGAGACGAAGGAGAGCUGCCGGCAACUGGCCUUAAUCGUACUCGGCAUUUUGAUUAUGGCGAUGUUCAGUGCCUUCUGA
Molecule: messenger RNA, 732 nt
Organism: Soboliphyme baturini
Lineage: Eukaryota; Metazoa; Nematoda; Enoplea; Dioctophymatida; Soboliphymatidae
Source: the annotation of a GenBank genome assembly